CAUUUGGUUUUCAGCUACCAACUAAUGGAGGAUGAAGGCUAUAUGGCCGUCAUCUGUGCCAUCCUCUAUGACACCGAAGACGAUGAAAAAGAGAAAGCAAGACGUGCCGAGUUACUUGAACAUUUACGCGAGGCGCAUGCUAUAACCACACAGAAACAUGAACAACUCUUAGCACAAUGCCUGCAUAUGCUACGUUAUCACCUUGAGGUUAUUGCUCAUCUGCCGCCCACUGAGACUAUGGUUCUUUACUUAUUCAGUGAAGAAGUAUGCAAACAAUAUGUGGCCAACACUGAAGAAAUCUAUAAAUUUGAAGUUGGAGACCAUUCAAACUUCAAAUUAAAGUUUGCCAUUGCACGCUUCAAUGGCAAAAGUCACAAGACAAUUGUGCGAUCGGGAUCAAUCAUCAAACGUCUGAUGCAAAUUGAUCGAAGAGAGGACGAGUGCAUUCAAAUUUCGCAGCUUCCAAUUGGCAAUUUGGUGAAGAAGACAAUAUCAUUGAAAGGUCGUCAAUAUGCUGUAGAACUGAAGCUUUUGAAAACUAUCGACCAUGAAAGCAUGCCAGUGCUCAAUUUUCACGAUUUGUUGGAGCUCACAAGAGCGCUGCACGAGUAUGAUGCAGAAAUAAUGGAGGGCGGUUACUCGGGAGAACUCUCGGACCGAUCCUUUGCACUACUGCAUCGCUCCGCGCAGUUCUCGAACAUUCCACCAGAAGUGAUAAAAAUCGCAACGCUUUCAACUUUCCUUGUGUGGGACACAUCCAAAGCGAUUCUGGAUCAUGAUUCAAUUCCACGACUCAUAAAACAGCUAAAAGAGCAACAAAAAGUCAAGAAAAGCAUAAUAUUGGACACGGCGCUGGCUCAUUUAGCAGAAUGCGUUAUCGCUGAACUACAUGAAAUAUUGAAUCAGCACGAUGACAAACAACUAUUUCCACCAGAAGGUUAUAGUAUCCUCAAAUCUUUGAACGAUUCACUGAAAACAGUGGUAGAAAUAUGUGUCUUGCCGAUCUGGGACUUAUCUACCUCCGAUCCAACAUCAGUUCUUACUCGAGAACUGAGGCAACUGGUGAAAAAUAGCGCGGAAAGAUGGGCAGAGCAGGAAUUUUCAAGUGACAAUGAAGGAGAAAAGGACGUAUGCAAGAAAAUUCAUACUAUGUGGGAACUGUUACACAAUCAUCAAAGCUACAGUCUCUUCUUCUCACAAUUCAACAUCAACUACGUUGGGGUUGUGCUCGAAACUGUAGACGAGCGGAUCGAGACAUUCACGAAGGAUUAUCUAAGCAAAUGGCUCUCUGCAUUGGACUCACGCCAAGGUGAAGAGUUGGAAAAGUUCACAAAAUACACGAUGCGUUUGUAUGAUACCCUUCAUUUGUUGACAGUGUUUGGAAAGAGAAAUAAGGUGGAAAUCUUACGAGUAUAUGAUUUUGAAGAGUGGUUCUCAAAUAGCACUGUAUUCUGGACAUAUUCUUGGCGGGAUAUCAGCUUGAAGAUGGUCGCUCGAACUAUCUCGCUGAAUAACGACGGUGAUGAAACGAAGUAUGAACAUCACCGGCCCUUACCCGGGGGUCUAUAUUCAUUUCUCUGCAUACAGAAAGGCCUUUCCGAUGACUAUACUAUGCUGGCAUUUCGACGACCAGAAAACCUGCUCAUGGGCUCGAUAGCACUUGUACAUAUUUACGCUGAGAACAUCUAUGCUUACGCAAAAAAACUACAUGCCGAUGCCCUAUCGAGCGAUUGCGAUACGGACUCACGCAUUAUGCGAGCAGUGAAUGGCAUUGAACAAGCGCUUUUGUUCAUAUCAGAGCGAUGGCGAAGAUUUGUGAAUUUCGAUCGGCUGGCUGCAGUGCUUUCGGAAAACGAAACAGAAGCUAUCAGCACAUCUUGCUUGAACGUGCUCGAAAGUACAAGAAAGCGCUGUGAGCAAAUCAUGUACGCACUACUACGAGUGCAUAGUAGAACAAAACGAGAGGAUAUACUCAAAAUAGCAAAAAGUAUCACUGUAGAUAGCCAUGAGCAGAGCAAGACCUUGGCCAUGUAUAUGCGUGAAAUCUCACCAGCCGAGCGAAUUCAUGCAGUUCUGGAUAACGUAGACCGACUGGCAAGUGAUGUAAAAGGAGAAUUUUUGCAUAGAUGCGCACAAAUUUCGUUGGAGAUUCUACAUAAUCGGUUAGAGAAACAAGUUUCACGACAGCUGAAACGUUGUCACAGUCCUGAUUAUUAUUCUGAAGUUUAUAUUGUGAUGAAGGCAAUUCACACUAUACUCGAUAUACCUCCGGAAACUUCAAACUUGACGUCAUUGCUUCAUCUGUAUAGCUUUACCACAAAUGAGCUUAUUCUUUCCUACUACGCUAAAGUGGUAGAAGGAGUGCAUAUGAAGAAAGAUGAUGAAGUUCCUCAUAUCAGUAUACAGAUUGGAUACAUGCCAACUAGUGGGGAAAAUGCAUUGAUCUUGCUUAACGUUGUGAGCCUCGACGGUUUACCGGAGCUCAAUACAUUCCGUAAUCGGAUCGAACCAUUUGUAAGGAUCGAACUGCUUCCAAUCAGUCUGUAUCCUCCUCCUUGUUUUCCGCUUUACAAAACAAGUACGCUAUCACAUUGCGAGGAAUCGACAUGGAAUCAAACCUUCCAAUUUCUCGUUCCUCAGCAAUUAUUCUACACUUAUGGAUCUUCGCUAUGUAUUUCAGUUAUGGAUCACGACAGGAUAUGCGAUCAACUUAUCGGUCGUACUUUCCUCGCCACAAAUCAACUGCCGCGAAUUGAAACCUUAUCAGUCAGCAAACUUCCUGAUGCACAACAACUUCCACUGGUUCAACCUAGUGAUAUACACCAUCAACCCUACUAUAAGCUGCUCAAAGAGCGCAGUGCAUACGACAAGACAGCUAAAGCCUUUCUUAGACGAGAGAAAGUAGCUAAAGAGAUGUACCUCAAAUGCAUAACAAGGAGACUGUCUACGAGGUUCAGGAGUACCAAAAAGUCAAGCUCAUGAGACAUGAAUCUCAAUGCAUGAAAAGUAUGCUGUAUCGGCAUUGUGAACUUAACGCGGGUU
Cylicocyclus nassatus is the source of this 3042-nucleotide messenger RNA. Lineage: Eukaryota; Metazoa; Nematoda; Chromadorea; Rhabditida; Strongylidae. The record is from the annotation of a GenBank genome assembly.